CUCCAGGAACAUCGUUAUUACCAACUAUCUCCUCACUAAACAAGGGCAUUUCGUCAGAUUCAGCCGCGCCCUGCCAGUGACUUACACAUUGACAUCAUAGCUUCUACACGCUGUCACACAAUUCCACGAAGGUAGAUAGGGAGUAAAAACACCACAUCCUCAGUUAUUUUCCGAGCUUUUUUAUUUCUCCUUAAUCCCGCUUCUGCGUUCCAGUCAGUAUAUAAUCUUACUUUUUAUAUUUUUCUCUCAAACCAGUUCGUCUUUUAUUCUACCCCACAAUGCCCUCCCUAUCACCCUGCACCAUCUCCGUCCUAGACUCCGCCCUCAAAAAACUCGACCGGAAACUCUCUGACGCAGACUUCCCAGACGAAUUUGACGACGUUCCCGUUCAAUGGCCUUACGUGGCUCCUCUCUCCGACGUCGAUCGCCAAGCAUCCUAUUAGAAGGUCCUGUUUGAUUGGCGGAUAGAAGAAGCUGGAGUGAACGGGUUGCCGAAUUAUCGGAGCAAGAUUAAUAUCGAUAAGUUCGGUGAGGUUAACGUGCAU
Messenger RNA from Lindgomyces ingoldianus, 545 nucleotides. RefSeq lists its product as uncharacterized. Lineage: Eukaryota; Fungi; Ascomycota; Dothideomycetes; Pleosporales; Lindgomycetaceae. The transcript has a single exon. Bases 279 to 443 code for a protein of 54 amino acids. The record is from RefSeq and is a predicted model, not a curated record.